AUGUUACGCACCAAGUCAGCGUUCGCAGAGGUCCUGCAGACCUCGCUGAGUUCUCGCACCGUCUUCGUUAAAUGCGUGCCGGCCCCAAUCACGUUCUUCGAGCGUCGAGCCGUCUUGCGAUCUGUCCAAAAGCUUUCACAUGAGACUGUCGAGACGUUCAGGCAGCUGGAAGACAACUCUUCCUUCGUCGUGGUCACCACCAAACCGGGGACUGCGCAAGGUCUGGUCAACGAUUCUCCCAUCACGCGAGUGAUAAUCCAUCAUGACCCAAACGCUGCGGCCGCCCCCGACAGCGCGGCCUGGGGCGCCGAGUACGAUAUCCGAGGGGCAAUCACCACCCCGAUCAAUCCCAUUGCGCCCUCGAAGGCCCUGAAAGCGACGCCGGCUUUCGCCGAUCUAGGAUUGUCUCACAAGACUAUCACGCUGCACAUGUUCGCCGCGAACAAGUCCUACAAUCACAGGGAGGCGGUGAGGAGGAACCCGCUGCACGGCCGGUGGCCCUCGAAUGACGAUAGGGAAACCUUCACGUCGGCCGCCCUUCACAAAUCUGUACCAUCGGGUGUCAUGGCGCCAGCAUUGAAAGACUGGCACACUGCAAACCAGCUGUACCGUGAUUCCGUGAGUUUCACCGAUGAGGGGUCUGAAGGCGCCGCAGCCACUCUACUCGGGAAGAAGCGCCAUACCCCCAGAGAAGUGUACCUCUUGGAACGUAUCAGGGCGCGCUGGAACGCGGAAGGGAUGCCCGAUGUUAUGAAGAGUUUAGCUGCUUUCGCUACCGACAGUUCCCGCAGUCCAUCGCCCGCUCUCAACCCGCUAUCGGGAUCUCGGCAAGCCGUCAACACCCCCGGAGACAACGACGAAGGCCGAUGA
Durotheca rogersii is the source of this 870-nucleotide messenger RNA. RefSeq lists its product as uncharacterized. The coding region runs from base 1 to 870 and encodes 289 amino acids. The record is from RefSeq and is a predicted model, not a curated record. Lineage: Eukaryota; Fungi; Ascomycota; Sordariomycetes; Xylariales; Xylariaceae. The transcript is spliced from 3 exons.